Molecule: messenger RNA, 2311 nt
Organism: Coregonus clupeaformis (lake whitefish)
Lineage: Eukaryota; Metazoa; Chordata; Actinopteri; Salmoniformes; Salmonidae
Product: interleukin-21 receptor-like
Exons: 9
Coding region: 277-1830 (517 amino acids)
Biological process (GO): immunoglobulin mediated immune response; cytokine-mediated signaling pathway
Cellular component (GO): external side of plasma membrane
Molecular function (GO): cytokine receptor activity; protein binding
Source: RefSeq, a predicted model, not a curated record
ACUUGUACAAUGCUCAUAGGGUAGCCACAAAACAACCACAUCCUCAGUGACACUGCAGCAGAUGACGACUUUCAAUUUGUCAGAUAUGUAAUUGUGCCCUGAACUUCAUCACUCAGUCUGUGACACAAAUGAAUGAAUUAAUUUGGCUUUAGAAAUAAUCGAACAAUGAUGCCAUGUGGCAUGGUUAGCAGAAUCUAUCAGAACCAAUAAGGCUUUCAGGUGCCAUUGGUGAUAUCAGUUAUUGAGCAGAACAGACUACUGUCCAUUGUUGCCCUCAUGGCUGUGAAACAACUGCUAAUCACCUCACUGGUGUUGUGUUACCUGAUUCAAUACGUUGCAUGUUUCUGCAAUGUCACCUGCACCACAGACUACAAGACAUCCCUGAACUGCUCCUGCUCAGGCACAGUGCCCUCAUCUCCCAUUCUCCUUGAGGCAGAGUGCAGAGAUUUUGACGGGCAAGUGAAUGAUAGCUGUGAAAUAACACCCUCACAAAGCUGGUGCAUAAUACAACCAGAAGAUUUUUACAUGUACAUAUCCUCUGACACUACUUGCACUGCAAGAGUAAAGCACACAGGAAAAGAAGACAAAAUGAAAACAGAUGACUCAACUGACUGGAAAUUGUAUCAAUUAGUGAAGCCGCAGCAUCCUGUCAAUGUGCAAGUAACAGAGAACAUUGACAGCUAUAACAUCACUUGGCAGAUGGAUGAAAACACUUACCUUGAUAAACUGUUCAUGUACAGGGUGCGGAUUAGAACAAAACAUUAUUUAAAGGAUCCAGUCUAUUACCCUGUAAGAGAGGACCGGAGGUACCUAGUGCUAAACAACCUUACACUGCAACCAGGAACUGAGUAUGUGGCAAAUGUCCAGGCCUCAGUGAACCCUGUGUCCAACUACCAAGGUCCCUGGAGCGAAUGGAGCUCCACCGUAGAAUGGAGGACUACAGAAGGGGAUGAUAAGUUAUGGUGGCAGUGGCCCGUUUUACUGACCAUUGUCCCCUGUUUGAUCCUGUGCUGCCUGUGCUACCUCUUUAAAAUAUUGUGGCCGAAGAGGCUACACUUGAUGAACUAUUCCCCAAGCCCAGAGGACUUUUUCAAGCCUCUCUACCACACAUAUGGAGGGGAUUUUAAGAAAUGGGUUGGACCUGUCUUCAUCUUCAGUGAGCUGGAUCCUUUGGGGGAAAAAACACCUACACAGAUGAUGACUGAGAAGCAGCUAGACAUCCUCGGGCUGUCCAGGCUGAGUGUGGAGGAAGACAGCAGCAGCAGCAGUGGGGACCAGGGCGCCUGUCACUCCGCUGGACACAUCUCCAUCGAAACUGUGAUGGUGUCUGGGGAGGAAGGAGCUUUGUCAGGGAGUUCUUGGGAGACCUACAAGUGCAGCCAAGGUGGGGGAAGCUUCUCCCAAUAUACUGGAGGCAGCAGAGGAGGUAUGGACAGUGAGGUGGAGGGCCCUCUUGGUGCUGGGGCAGAAGAGGAAGGAGGGUUAUGUGGGCAGAGUGGAAGACGGGCAUCAACGGGCCUGCCUGCUAUGGAGUGGCAGCUCCAGCUACAGGCCCGGAACAAUCAACCAGAGCAGAUUUCAUUGGUCUCAGAGGACGGCUACCCUCCCAUGAUGCUGGAUCUGGACAGUGUGGACACCAUUGACAGUGGAGUCUUUGUUGAGUCUGACUGUAGCAGUCCUGUGAACACUAACUUUGAUUCUGAGGAGCAGAUAGACUCUGCUUUACUGAGUGGGGUAGGCAGUUCCCCUUCCGAAUAUGUCAAACAGUGGAUGACAGGUAAAACUAUGCAAGAGGACCCAACCAACUCAGGACAGAACAGAACAAUGUGAAUUCUCCCUCAUAUCCUCUGUCACUGACAGUGCUUCAGCAUAUUUGUAAAAUGCCUUACUCUCCCUGGCAUAGGUAUAUUGUUCAUAAUAUUUUUUUAAAAAGUGGAGUAUGAAUGAUUUCUUCCCAACAUAAAGAUUAUUUAUCAUGGUAAUACAAUAAUAUUGUUUUACAAUAGUUGUCAAAAUGUGUUAUGUAAAUAGAUGUAGAUAAGUCAUUUUGGCCUUCCCAGGCCUAGAUUUUGGCCUUCAUGUAAUUAAUUAUUUUCUACGGCUUCAUUUCUCAUGCAAUUUCCAUGUAGAUAGGAUUUUGUUUUUAUAUCAUGUUUGUUGUGCAUUUAAUGUUUCUUAUGUAUGUGACAAUGGAUCCAAUUGAGGAGUUUGCAUUCAUUUUCAAUCGCUUGUUAAAUCUUUAAAGGGACAAUCCGCAGAUGCUACAUCCAUUUUUUGACUUAUAAAUUAAUUAUAUUAACUCAUUUAUUCU